Molecule: messenger RNA, 1428 nt
Organism: Ylistrum balloti
Lineage: Eukaryota; Metazoa; Mollusca; Bivalvia; Pectinida; Pectinidae
Product: forkhead box protein A2-like
Exons: 1
Coding region: 1-1428 (475 amino acids)
Biological process (GO): regulation of transcription by RNA polymerase II; anatomical structure morphogenesis; cell differentiation
Molecular function (GO): RNA polymerase II cis-regulatory region sequence-specific DNA binding; DNA-binding transcription factor activity, RNA polymerase II-specific
Source: RefSeq, a predicted model, not a curated record
AUGUGUAACACUAACCCUAGUGCCGUGUUGAUUCCGUAUGGGUUGAAGGUACCCAAUCCAACACCGUACAUGCCUUUCGGUUCUAACGUCUCUCAGAUGGCACUGGACUUACAGCGGGCACAGUUUUAUGACUAUAGCACCCGACUUCAAUACGGUCUUCGGGCAGGUUAUCCCAACUCCCUGGGUCUGACACCAUACCAUGCUCAUCCCGGGACCGACCCGUACAUGCACCCGUACCUGUACAAGGACCCAAGAGCGCGUUAUAUACACGAGGAACCAAAACCUAACCAUAGCUAUAUAGGACUUAUUGCCAUGGCAAUUCUGAGCCACAGAGAUAAAAAGUUGGUUCUUAGUGACAUUUACCAAUGGAUAUUGGAUAACUAUGCUUAUUUUCGCACACGAGGUCCAGGAUGGAGAAACAGCAUCCGUCACAAUUUGUCACUGAACGACUGUUUUAUCAAAUCUGGACGGAGUGCUAACGGAAAGGGACACUAUUGGGCUAUACAUCCCGCAAAUCUCGAAGAUUUCCAAAAAGGAGAUUUUCGUCGAAGGCGUGCACAGAGGAGGGUAAGGAAACAUAUGGGUUUGUCUGUACCAGAUGAUGAAGAAAGUCCCAGUCCCUCUCCUACUUCAACAUCCAUUACCUGGGACGAUAACGAACCGAUUUCUCUAGAAUCUGAAGAAAAACAGGAUUUGGACGGAGCAAGCGACAAACCCGAUAGCGGUAUACACAAUCCGGACACUAUAAAUUCGAUGAACGUUGUGGUAGUUGAAAACGCUAUCAAUGGUCACCAACAAACAAGAUCAAAGAAAAGACUUUUUGAUGUGGAAAGUCUACUGGCACCCGAUAACUUUGAUACUAAACGUCAACGUCCAGACGAAACAAGAUUACGGACGAUGGACCGCAAAUCGGAUACUGAUGAGGAUAUCACUUUGGAUGUUGGGACAGACAGCCUACAAAACACGGAUAUCGAAUCCAAUCACUCGCCAAAGGACUUGUCAUUAUCAAACUCAGAAACCUUUAAUGGAAAUACUGAUAAAGAAAACAUCGCACGUGUGACAGGUACCACUAUCCCCACCCCAGGGGAAAGGUAUGGUGACGUCACACCCAUUGGAGAUAAAGACAUGAUUCGACAAACAAGUAUGUUAUUUACUACAGGUGGAAAUGACAGUGUCUGGAAACAUGGGUGCAAGAACUUCUCGUUGAUGGCAUCCCGACCGAGCGCUUUCCAUAAUGCCAGAAUGUGUUCGUGGGGGUCAAUUUCACCUUAUCUUGCAACGUACCCACUGGUCAGUAUGAAGGGUCACUACCCUCUCGUGAUACCGAGGUCAAAUGUUAGUGUGGACACUGCACAAAAGUGGCAGGAAACUGUUGCCCAAUUGACCACGAACAAUCAAGAAGAAAAGACAAUGUCGUCGGAUGAAUAA